Molecule: messenger RNA, 7378 nt
Organism: Drosophila grimshawi
Lineage: Eukaryota; Metazoa; Arthropoda; Insecta; Diptera; Drosophilidae
Gene: Sec16
Exons: 14
Coding region: 113-7144 (2343 amino acids)
Biological process (GO): autophagy; COPII vesicle coat assembly; Golgi organization
Cellular component (GO): endoplasmic reticulum exit site; ER to Golgi transport vesicle membrane
Source: RefSeq, a predicted model, not a curated record
AGAUACAAAUACAACCGAACUGCAAACGAAUUAUUAAACAAUUAAAUGGUUUAUUAACAAAUUGCAAGAACGCAUAAUUGAAGAACAGUUUCGUUUUGCCCACUGCGACAACAUGUUGCACAACAAUGCGAACUGGCUGCCACCGCCUCAGCAGCAGCAGCAGCAGCACCAGCAACAGCAGCAGGCACCUACUCUGCAUCACACUCAGUUUCCACAAGUUCCACAACAGCAGCAUCAGCAGCAGCCCCUGCCGCCGCCGCCGCAACAGCAGCCUUAUGCCAGUCAAAUGUUUCAGCAGCCACAGGCGCCACAACAACAACAGCAGCCACAGGCGCCACAACAACAACAGCAGCCACAGCCUCAACAAUAUUGGCAGGAGGAGACGCAGCAGCAACAGCAGCAGCCGCAGAAUUACAACAAUUAUUUUGCCGGCACACAACAGCCACAUCUGAACUUUGUGCCAACCACAAUAACGACGCCAGCAGCAGUGGCGCCCCUGGGCUAUGCAGCACCAGCAGCAGCGCAUGAAAAUUUCACUCAACAACAACAAUAUUAUUUGCCACAGGCGGAGACCUUUGAUAAUAAUAAUAGCGGCAAAAACGAUGGCUGGGGCGAUUGGGGCGAUUGGAAUGAAACAGGGAACAACAAUAGUAACAAUAACAACAACAACAGCAACAGCAACAACAUAACAAGCAACAACAUUGAGCUUAACAAUAUUGAACCGGAGCUGCCGGUGCCUCUGCCACUUGCCAGCGUCGUGGAGGAUUCAUUUAAUGUGCAGCAACAAAGCAGCUGGCAUGCCUUUGGCACCAACACCAGCACUAGCACCAACACCAGCAACAACAACAUCAGCGGCAAAACGGAGGCAGGCAAAUCACUGGAGUUGCCGCCACUGCUAUCGCCGGCAGUCGCGGAGCAGCAACUGUUGCCGGUAACCGACACCGAUUUGAAUUCCAUUGUGCCGCCGCAAGCAUUUCAAAAUUCGCCAGCUGCAGCUCCUCUACCAUCAGAAGCAGCAGCAGCUGUAGCUCCUACUCCUCCACCAGCAGUAGCAGCAGCAGUAGUAGCACCUCCAUUGGCAGCACCUCCAUUGGCAGCACCUCCAUUGGCAGCGCCUCCAUUAGCUGCAGUUGCUGCAGCAACGCAAGCAGCGCCCCCAGUGGAUACUCUUGCCGGUAAUCCGUUCAAGCGCGCUGGUGGACUUAGUAAGCGCGUCAAUAUAUUGGCUACACCCGCAUCACCAGCAACUGUAGCAACAGCACCAUCCGCAGUACCUGCCGCACUGCCUGUCCAGCUGGUGCUGCCCGAAUCGCUGCAAAUGGAGCAACAACAGCAGCAAUAUCCGCAGCAACAGCAGCAACAACUGCAACAACAGCAGCAACAACCGCAGCAACAGCAGCAACAACCGCAACAACAGCAGCAACAACCGCAGCAACAGCAGCAACAACCGCAGCAACAACCGCAGCAACAGCAGCAACAACCGCAGCAACAACCGCAGCAGCAACCGCAACAACAGCAGCAGCCGCCUGAGAAUCAGGAGGUGCUUCUGCUGGCCGCACCAAAUGAUGAGCGUGCACAAUAUCUGCAGACCAGUCAUCUCUCCGAACAGAACGAACAGGAGGGCGGCAACUCGUGGGAGGCAGAUGGACUGUUGCCGCCGCCUGGCUUGUCGCGUCUGGUGCUUGGACAACCGGAGCUGGUGGAGCGUCAACGUCUGGUCACGGGUACAGAGCAGCCGGCGCUGAGUCGUUUGCCCAAUCCUCUGCACAUGGACGAGCGUCAGGCUGAUGGCGAGGAUACCUCUGACGACGAGCAGCUGCAUCAGCAGCAGCAGCAUCCGUCGCGACGCGUAGUUACUGGCGUGGAGACCCAGGCCACUGUGGUGCUGUCCGGGGAGCAGCGCGAAGUGGUGCUGGACGGUGAGAACCUGGAGGAUCAGCCAAUGCCGCCGGCAACAGCCACAACAACAGUUGGCGCCGGAGUAGCAACAACAACAACUGGAGCAGUUGGAGUAGCAAAUCCAACAUUAGCCGGAAUGACAACAACAAUAACAGCUGGAGGAGCAGCAGUAGCAGCUGCUGCCCCUUUCUCGGUUGAUCUGGCAAUGGAGCAGCAACGGUCAGCAAAUGAUGAGCAGGAAACGACCCAACAGGCGCACACCCAGCAACAGCAACAACAACAACAGACGAUGAUGGAUAAGAAACAUGGCCAUGGUCGCAGCAAGCCGCGUCCAGUUGCCUCCCUCGAAUCGGAGGAUGAGUCCGAGGAUGAGUGGCUGCUCAGUGAUAGACAUGAGCCACCGCCACCACGUCAUCAGACGGAGGAGCGUAGCAUGCGCAGUCUGCGCAGCGGGCGACGUCACAACAACAGCAACAGCAACAAUUACGAGGGCGAAACGGAGGAUUCAGUGCGUCUGGCUGGUCACAAUGAGAGCCACAGUAGCAACAAAUCGAUGCGCGAGAGCAAACGUCGCAGUCGCGAUGCCGACAAUCAACGAAGCCGACACGAACCCGACCGCAACGGACGCAGCGAACGAGAGCGAGAACGAGAACGAGAACGAGAUCGGGAAAGGGAGCGUGACAGAGAUCGGGAUCGCCAUCGCUGGCGUCACGAGGAUCAGCAGCAGCAAUACGGUCGAAGUACACGCUAUAGCAACAAUAGCAACAACCACAACAACUAUGAUUCGGAUGCAGCAGAUCCAAUCGUUGCCCAGGGAGGAACAGCAUCUGCGGCCAGCGAUGGCGGCGGACGCAGCAGCAAAGCCAGCCGUCAGAGACGUAGUGGUGCCGCUGACGAUGACUACGAUGAUUAUGAACAGCAGCAGCAGCAGCAGCAGUCCUCACGUCACGGCAAUCAUCGUCCACGACGCGAGAAGCCAUCGUUGUCAUCGUCCAUGCACGAGAAGCAGCAGUCGCGUGGCCGUCGCAGUCACGAGGGCACAAGUCGUCCGGAGCAGCCGUAUCACUGGGAUGCCCGCGAUUACGAUAGCUAUCGCAACAAGAGUUCGCGCAACAGCGAUCUGGAUAAGGAGCAGCGCAGCAGCAACAGCAACAAGGAGAGCAGCAAGCGACGCUACUACGACCAAUUGGCAAUGCAAUCGGGUGGCGCAGGUGCUGCACCUCCGGGCUAUGAUCCCUAUGGCAUGUACGAGCAGUUGUCCCGCAAUCCACAUGCCUAUGCCGAUAUGUAUGCCAAGUUCUAUGGCCAAAUGAUUAACUCAAUGACGGCGGCUGUGAAUGCGGCAGCUGCCUCAAAGGUCACCGGCACUAGUGCAAUGCCAGCAACAGCAGCAGUAGCAGCAGCAGCAGCGCAAGCCCGCAUCGAUCCGGCCCAUUUAAUGGCCGCCAGCGGCACGGAAGCAGCUUUGCUCCGAGAACGCGAGAGGUACACACACGCAUACAUAACACAAGCCAAUGAGUUUCAUCGUCGUCGCCAGCAAUACAGCGAACAGCUUUACCAGCAACAGCAUGGACAUAAUUACACGGAUCUAUUAAACUCAACCCUAGGCGAUGACAGCGCCAGUUUAUAUGGCAGCGAUAACCACAGCAAUCGUCGUCUUUUGGCACCCUAUGGCAUCUCCAGUGCCCGUUCGCUCAACAAUUUGAACGCUGAGGAUGCGGCUGGACAAGCUCAAGCUCGCUACUAUGCUGGCUCCGAGUGCGGCCUUGAUAUCAGAGCUGCUGCUGUGGCUGCUGGGGCGCCAACAACAACAUUUGGUAGCAAUGCGGCUGAUGCAGAUGCCACAACAAUAACAACAACAACUGCGGCACGUCCGCCGAGACGUCGAACGCCGUUGCGCUACAAUCGACCCCAUCUUGUGGCCAGCUACUCGAUGAGCUUGUUGCUACGUGUCCGUCCCAAAUAUGCUGGACGCGGCCGGCUACGCAACGAUGUUGAGGUGGCGGCGCCACGCAUCAAGGAUGCCGCUAGCAGCUUGCUGCGCGCCUAUCCAGGACCGCUGCAGGGUCGCAAGCUGCAUAAGGACAACAUAAUUAGCUUCUGCAAGGAGCAGAUCCGUUUGGGACCAGGACGCGCCUGCACCGUGCUCUAUGCCACACAGAAGAAGCCACUCGGCAGCGUUGCCAAAUAUCGUGCAUCGCAUGCCCUCAUGUGGCAUUUGCUCAUCUUGCUGCUGCGUCAGAAUGGGGUUAUUGCCGAUACGGAUGUGGGUGAUCUGCUGCUGGAGAAUCAGCGCGAAUAUCCAUAUGUACCCGAUAACGAUAACGAUGCCGAUGUGGAUGCGGAUGUUGCAGUGACACGCACCAAUUCUGGCGAGGCGCUUAACGAUUCGGAUGGCGAGGCAGCAGCCGCAGCAGCAGGAGCAGGAGCAACAGCAACUGCAAACGUCACAACUGAGCUCGAGACGGAUGGGGAUGCCGAUGUGGUGGCGCCCAAGGAUACAACAAUGUCGGAGCAGGCGGCUACCGAUCAGUUUCGUAGCUAUGUGCUGCGCGGUAACGUGGAGGAGGCCCUGCAAUGGGCCACUGAUCAUCAGCUGUGGACACACGCGUUCUUCUUGGCACUGUACGAGGAUCGCUAUGCUUUGACAGAUGUGGCACAAAAGUUUCUCAAUCGCGCCAUCAAAGCGAACGAUCCGCUGCAGACGCUCUACCAGAUGAAGAGCUGCCAUACGCCCGCCUGCGUCAGUCAGCUGCGCGAUGAGCAGUGGGGCGAUUGGCGUUCCCAUCUCUCCAUUCUCGUAACGAACAAGUCACGUCAGCCGGAGCACGAUCGUAGCUCUGUUGUCGCCCUGGGCGAUACUCUAUUCCAACGCGGCGACAUUUAUGCGGCCCACUUUUGCUAUCUGGUUGCCCAGGAGGAGUUUGGACGCUAUGAUAGUGCCGCCACGGAGCUAACCACGCUUACAGCCAAUGUGCCAAGGCUCAUUCUGCUGGGCGCCUCGCACUACAAGCCAUUCAAUGAGUUUGCCAGCAACGAGGCGAUCAUCAUGACGGAAAUCUAUGAAUAUGCCCGGUCGCUGUUCGAUCAGAAGUUCAGCAUUGUCAAUUUCCAGCACUAUAAGUUUCUGCUGGCCACACGCAUCCUGGACUAUGGGCAACAUUUUCGCUGCACCAAUUAUCUGGAGCAGAUUGGCAAGCACAUCGAACUCAGGCCGGAUAGCUACGAUACGGAUUUCAUACAGCGCGUUUGUGACCUGGCGGAACGUUUGCGUUAUCAUGAUCCCAUACUCAUCAAUCGUGUGUCCUUUGCGAGUCCACCAAAUGCGACAAAUGGUGCUCAAGUGGCGCCCCAAGGUGCGCCCGAGGAAAAGGAAUGGCUGCGUCAGUUGCGCACGCUUGCCGAUCCACCACUGCAGGAGCAACAGUUGCUGCAGCAGCAACAACAAAAUGAUAUUGAUCAGCAAUUUGUUGAUCUGGGCAAACAAAUGCGUGAGCUAAAUAUGCAAUAUGAAGAUACCAUGCAGCGCGAGCAAGAUGCCAAACAGCACGACCAGCCACAGCAACAUCAGCACCUGGUUCAGCACCAGCAAUUUGAGCAGCAGCAGCAGCAGCAGCAACAACCACAACAGCCGGACUACUAUGAGCCGCCGGCAGUGCAGCCAAGUAAUGAGCAGACGUUAAACAGCGAUAUUUAUGCGCCACCAAUGUACUACGAUCCCAAUGUUGCUCAACAGCAACAGCAGCAGCAACAACACCAACACCAACAAGCGCAUCUUUAUGAUCCAUCGCAGCAGCAACAGCAGCAGCAGCAACAACAACAAAACUAUGAACCGUCAAGCUAUGCACCGAUCUAUGAUGAAGGAGCAGCAGCAACCGCUGGCUACGACUAUUGGCCCAGUGGUGCAGCACAACAGCCGCCGUAUGGCGAUGAGCUGGAGCAUAUGGAGAGCAAUGAGUUGAUUGCUGAUAAAAACAACAGUAGCAGCAACAAUAGUAGCACCAGCAACAGCAGCAGCAGCAACAAUCAAGAGAAGAACAUCAGCAAUGUAACAGCAAUACCAGCUGAUGUUCAGCAAAUACAACAGCAACAUCAUGAUGAAGAUGAGAAAUUGCAGCUGCUGCGGGAGCAAAGCAACAUUGACAACAACAGCAACAAUCGCUUUAAACACAAUGCCUUUAAGCUGUCCGCUGCUGGCAAGCAAAUGCACUUUACGGGCCAAGACAAGGACAAGAGCAAAUUAAUGCCACGCAAAUUGCAAUUUGGUAGCAACAGCAACACCAGCACCAACAACAACAACAACAGCGGCAGCAACAACAUGCCAGCAGAAUGUUUAGCAGCGACAAAGGCAUUUAAUUUGAAUGAUCAGCAGCAAGUGCGACCCACAAUUUCGAUGCCAAAAUCAAAGAGCUACGAUGACGAUGAUGGGUCGGCGACAACAGCCGGAAAUGCCUCGGCCGGAAGUGGCUCAGGAGCAGCGGGCAAGCAGACGCAACAACAACAACAAUCCGCAGCUAGCGGUUUGCCUGGUGCGCAGGGCAAUCAGAAUGCCGGCUGGUUUGGCGGCCUGUGGAACAAGUUUUCGCUGAAGCCCAAAAACCAAAUGAUAUUACCGGAUGAUAAGAAUCCAACGAUUGUGUGGGACAAGGAACGCAAAUGCUGGACAAAUACUGAGGGCGCUGCGGAUGAAUCGGAAUCAUUUAAGCCGCCACCAAAGAUGAGCGAUAUGGGCAUGGCAGUGGCAGCAGGCGCACCACCACAACCAACACUCAACACAUUGGCCAACAUACACACGCCCAAUCUGUUGCCACAGCAGCAACAGCAACAAGUGCAGCAAAACUCACACGAACUGCCGCCCAACGCCAAUGUCUAUGACAACCAAGUCGAUUAUGAUUAUUCAAUGUAUGCAUCGUCUACGGCAGCUGUUGCUGCACCACCAGCUGCCAUGCCCGAUAUACCGGCGACAACAUCAGCGUCACCAGCUCUAGUUGCGGCAGCAGCAGCGGCAACGCCAACGGGUUCACCUGGCGGUGCACAGCCCAAGCUUCAGUCGAACAUGUUUAAAAUUAAACGCAAUCGCACACUGAAGAACUCCUAUGUUGAUGUGUUCAAUCCAUCAGGCGCACCGAUGUCUGCAGCGCCGCCGACGGUGCUGGCUCCGAUAAUGGCACCGGUUGCCGUGCCGCAGGGCGGCUUCUUUGUGCCGGGCGCAGUGCCCACGCAACAGCAUCAACAGCCGCAGUAGAAAAGAAGCGAAUCAUUUCGAUCUUAUACGUAAACACCACAACUUGUGCUGUGCGCACAAUGACAACGACAACAACACCAACAACAACAGCAGCCAAGGCUAACAACAUUUAAACUGUUUGAAGAGCGAUAGACAGCCGGAAUAAAUGGAACUCGAUAACAAUUCCAAACUGUAGCGAGUAUAUGAAAAGCAAACAACAACAAAGAUAAUAACCAUAAUAACAACUGCAACUAC